Messenger RNA from Ambispora gerdemannii, 585 nucleotides. NCBI's taxonomy places the organism in Eukaryota, Fungi, Glomeromycota, Glomeromycetes, Archaeosporales, Ambisporaceae. The record is from the annotation of a GenBank genome assembly.
AUGGAUAAGAAUAAAGAAGACGGUGGUGAUGGGGAAAAGAAAAAUAAAAAAAUAGUUGCCGAUAGCAGAACUGAAACUUUGAACCAAAUAAAAGUCAAGUUAAAAGAAGGUCACCAAAAACUAAAUUUGGAAGAAUCUGAAAUACCAGUUUCUCUUUUUGCUCCUUACAAAACUCUGGCUGAUAAACUAAAUAGUUUAAACAAAACAGAAGAAAUUAAUGCUUUGAAUAAUAAUUUGCUAAUAGCGAUUGAGCAAAAGAAAAAAGAAAAAUUAAACGCAAUUGCCCAAGCGGCUAUUGUGGAAAUUGACCAAGCUAUUGGUGAUGACAUUGAACGAAAAAAAAAUAAAGUUAAAAAGUUAAUUGAUGAUCAAAAAAAAGCCGAUCAAAAUGAUGAAGGGAUUGUGGUCGAUCCCACUGGCAAAAAAACUCCUAAAACUAGUCCACAAGCACCAAAAAAAGUUUCUUUACAAAAAGUAAUCGGUAUUACUUCUUUGAUAAUGAUUCUAUCAAUAAUUAUUGCAGUGAUAUCAUUCAGGAUAAGACAAGAAACUAAAGCGAGGAAAGCAAAAAAAACUAAAGCAUAA